Molecule: messenger RNA, 2656 nt
Organism: Pelecanus crispus (Dalmatian pelican)
Lineage: Eukaryota; Metazoa; Chordata; Aves; Pelecaniformes; Pelecanidae
Source: RefSeq, a predicted model, not a curated record
GACUGGCGAAACUGCACUUUCCAAGUACUUCUCAUUUGACUUGGAGGCGGAGGUGCAGGGCAUGUGUAACAGUAGUGACGUGCACCGCUGCCGCUGUGGUGGAGAGAGCGGUGCAGGGAAAACAGAGAGUACGAAGCUAUUGUUGCAGCACAUAAUGAACCUAUGCAAAAGCAACUCGCAGCUGGAGCAGCAGAUCCUUCAGGUAAAUCCGUUGCUUGAAGCUUUUGGCAAUGCCCAGACUGUGAUGAAUGACAACAGCAGCCGCUUUGGAAAAUACAUACAGCUGCGUUUCCAGAAGAAUACAGUGCGAGGUGCAAAGCUGAGUGAGUACCUGCUAGAGAAGUCACGUGUAGUGCAACAGGAUACUGGGGAGAGGAAUUUCCAUAUCUUCUACUACAUGUUUGCUGGACUCUCUUCGGAGGAAAAGGAGAUGUAUGGGCUAUUGGAUCCUUCACUCUACAGGUACAUAAGUGGACGAUUUGGUACACAGGAUGUAGCUCAGCACUGGAAGCACAAAUACCAAGAGGUGUGCAAUGCCCUUGACAUGGUGGGCUUCCAAGAACAGGAGCAAGUGGACAUGCAGGCUAUCUUGGCUGGUGUGUUGUCUCUGGGCAACGUGACCUUUGAGCCUGAGGAGAGCACUGGGUCUGUAAAAGUGAGUGAAGCCUCCCGGGGAUGGCUGCAGGCUGCAGCGGGUCAGUUUGGAGUCCAAGAAGAUGAACUUUUAAAAUGCCUUAUUUGUACAAUGUCAGUGACCCGAGGCGAGCAGAUUCAGCGUUUUCACACCCAACAGCAGGCAGAAGAUGCUCGGGACUCCAUUGCAAAGGUGGCAUAUGGCCGAGUAUUUGGCUGGAUCGUUUGCAAAAUCAAUGAGCUGCUGGCUGAGAACGUGGAUCCUGAGGUGGAACUGAGGGAGAUAGGUAUCUUGGAUAUUUUUGGAUUUGAAAACUUUGCAGUGAAUCGUUUCGAACAGCUUUGCAUAAACUUGGCCAAUGAGCAGCUGCAGCACUUCUUCAACCAUAAUCUGCUCCUGGCCAAGCCACUUGGGCUCCUGUCUCUUCUGGAUGAGCAGAGUGCAUUCCCUCAGGCAACUGAUAAGACAUUCGUGGAUAAACUAAACAGCACCUUCAAGGGGAAUUUAAACUUCCAGCCAGGCCGAGGCCAUGUUUUGGGCUUCAGUAUCAUUCAUUAUGCUGGGAAAGUACAAUAUACUGCUGGGGGCUUUCUAGAGAAGAACAGAGACACCUUGCCAGCCAACAUCCGUGGGCUCUUCAUCAACAGUGUGACCCCCUUGCUCAGUCUGCUGUUCACAGGCAAGUCCCUCUGCUAUGAUAGGGUCAUACCAGGAGCAGCUGAUAAGUUCAACAGCACACGAAAACAGUCUGCCGGAGCUCAGUUCCGGCAUUCCCUGAUGGUGCUCAUGGAGAGGAUGUAUUCUUCCAGCCCGCACUUUGUGCGCUGUAUAAAGCCCAACAGCCAGAAGCAGCCAGGUAUGGUGGACAACCAGGUGCUGCUGCUGCAGCUCCGGUACAAUGGACUGCUGGAGACAAUCCGUAUCCGAAGAAAUGGUUUCUCCUGGAGACCCUCAUUUAAGGAAUUUGCUGAAAGGAAGUCACGACUUUUCUUUAAAUAUUGGCACCAGGAACAGCUGGCAAAGUAUGUGGAGCGACUGGAAAGAGCAGCAGUUGUCAUACAGAAAGUUUUCAGGGGAUUCAGAUACAGGAAGAGUUACCUAAAACUGGUGGCUGAGCUGAGAGCUCAGGCACAGCGGCUACAGGAGGAGGCAGAGCGAGAAAGAAGCCGGCAGCUGGCAGCGGAAGCAGAGGCUCGGAGUGAGUUGCUCCCACUCCCACUGCCCCUGUGCGUGGCCACUCGUGCGAUGAUCACCUCAAAGUGCUGUAAGCUCCAGUUCACUCCUUUUGAUAACUUCUUGGACCCUUCUGCGCCUCGCCCUGUUCUGGGGACAGAGGAACAGACUGGAGAAGAGGCAAAAAUGAGGAGACUCAAGAGAGGAGCAACUCUCCGCUGGUUCAAAGAGACGCAGGCCCAGAAGGUCAUGCAGGAUGAUGGGGCCUUUCCAAGCUGGCUUCAUGGAAUGAUCAGCCGGAGGGAAGCUGAAAACUUGCUGACUGACAAGCCUUUGGGUUGCUUCCUUGUUCGGAUCAGCCAGAGCCGACCGGGCUAUACCUUGACGUACAGGGGUGAAGGCCGCUGCAGACACUACAUGAUCGAGAUGCAGCCCAAUGCACGCUAUGUCAUCCUGGGGGAAGACCGGGCUCACGCCUCGCUCACUGAACUGAUUUGGUAUCACCAGACCGUGGGCAUCCAGCCCUUCAUGGAGAUACUGACCGUUCCCUGCGGGCAGAAAAGUAGUGAGAGUUUAGAUUACGAAGAUCCAGAGUGCCUGGGGCUGGGUCCACCAGCAGCCAAGGGGGAAACCCCUCCAGAGGAGCAGCUCCGCGCCUCCAGUCCUUCCACCAGCGAACCUACUCUGCAGUCAGGAGCAGCCACAGUUCGCAGAUGCAUGUGGUUCAGGAGGACCAAGAACUGCCAAAACCAACAAAGCCUGGACAAGAUUCUCUUCCACUCCCUUGAACACUUCUGGACAGAUGCUGUCAAGCUCUCAGUCAGCACUGAGGAUGUAGAGCCCAAGUGA